UCUCUUUUCCGUCAACAAGGUUUCUUUCCGGUAGGUGCGUGAAACGUUAUUGGAGUCGGAGAUACCUCGACAUGAAGUUUAACAGAUUGGUUUCUUCCUCUCGGAGGAAAAAUCGUAAGAGGCAUUUCACUGCACCUUCGCAUAUUAGAAGACGACUGAUGACUGCUCCUCUUUCAAAAGAAUUGAGACAAAAGUACAAUGUCCGGUCCAUGCCGAUUCGUAAAGACGACGAAGUCCAGGUUGUACGAGGUCACUAUAAGGGCCAACAGGUUGGAAAGGUCAUCCAGGUGUACAGGAAAAAGUUUGUUAUAUACGUUGAAAGGGUUCAACGAGAAAAGGCAAACGGAGCGAGUGUAUACGUUGGAAUCGAUCCGUCAAAGACGGUGAUCGUAAAACUGAAAAUGGACAAAGAUCGGAAGAAGAUCAUCAGCAGGAGGUGCAAAGGCAGACUCGCUGCUUUGGGUAAAGACAAGGGCAAGUACACAGAAGAUACGACAGCAGCCAUGGAGUCGUCAUAAAUUAAGAACUUCCUUUUAUGUAUCGCAAUAAACCAUACAAAAAUCACAA
Orussus abietinus is the source of this 567-nucleotide messenger RNA. It is a transcript of the gene RpL26, whose product is annotated as 60S ribosomal protein L26. Gene Ontology annotation, cellular component: cytosolic large ribosomal subunit; ribosome. Gene Ontology annotation, biological process: ribosomal large subunit biogenesis; cytoplasmic translation. NCBI's taxonomy places the organism in Eukaryota, Metazoa, Arthropoda, Insecta, Hymenoptera, Orussidae. Gene Ontology annotation, molecular function: structural constituent of ribosome; RNA binding. The record is from RefSeq and is a predicted model, not a curated record. The coding region runs from base 72 to 518 and encodes 148 amino acids. The transcript is spliced from 4 exons.